Messenger RNA from Coprinopsis cinerea okayama7#130, 492 nucleotides. RefSeq lists its product as hypothetical. The transcript has a single exon. The coding region runs from base 1 to 492 and encodes 163 amino acids. NCBI's taxonomy places the organism in Eukaryota, Fungi, Basidiomycota, Agaricomycetes, Agaricales, Psathyrellaceae. The record is from RefSeq and is a predicted model, not a curated record.
AUGUCGUCCCAAAGCUGCUAUGGCUACGUCAACGACCUUUUGGCUCAAGUGGAAGAUCCAGCUCAAAAUCUAUUGUACCCCCCAUUCCCAGCUAGUAUACCGACGGCUGGACCCGGUGUACAUGUGCCCGUCGCUCUGCCCGCGUCUACAGCCAUACCGACGCACGACCUCAUCACCCCAGUUCGACAUCAACCACCACCCUCCACGUGGUGGUUUGAAGAAUACAUCAACGACCUCGAUUACUCCCCCACCUGCGAUACCGACAAAAUAGCCGAAUUUGACGCAUACGCCAAGUGGUUGGUGAUCGUCACCGGGACCUGGGAGUGGGAUCCAAGGGUAGGUAUGUAUUGGGAUGCAGAGUUUAACGCGAUGUGGCCGCCGAUCAGUGUAGAGGAGUGGAUUAACAGGAUGGAAUCACGGCCGAUGCCCCCAAAGAAACCUAGGAAAUCUCGGGCAGGACGUCGAAAGGGGGGAACCUCCUCGGGGAAAUAG